Molecule: messenger RNA, 855 nt
Organism: Cladophialophora bantiana CBS 173.52
Lineage: Eukaryota; Fungi; Ascomycota; Eurotiomycetes; Chaetothyriales; Herpotrichiellaceae
Product: 40S ribosomal protein S0
Exons: 2
Coding region: 1-855 (284 amino acids)
Biological process (GO): cytoplasmic translation; ribosomal small subunit assembly
Cellular component (GO): 90S preribosome; ribosome; cytosolic small ribosomal subunit
Molecular function (GO): structural constituent of ribosome
Source: RefSeq, a predicted model, not a curated record
AUGGCGAGCCCAGCAAACCUCCCUCCUAUCUUCAACCCCACCUCCCAGGACGUUGAAAUGCUCCUUGCAGCGCAAUGUCACUUGGGAUCCAAGAACCUCCAGGUUCACAUGGAGCCCUACCUGUGGAAGACUCGUCCUGAUGGCAUUAAUGUCAUAAACAUCUCAAAAACCUGGGAGAAAAUCGUCUUCGCGGCCCGCAUCAUUGCCGCUGUCGACAACCCGGCCGACAUCUGUGUCAUCUCAGCCCGCCCUUAUGGUCAGCGCGCAGUCCUCAAGUUCGCCGCCCACACCGGGGCUGUUGCCAUCGCCGGUCGCUUCACUCCUGGUAACUUCACCAACUACAUCACCCGCUCGUUCAAGGAGCCCCGCCUGAUCAUCGUGACCGACCCGCGCACCGAUGCCCAAGCCAUCAAGGAAGCCUCCUAUGUCAACAUCCCCGUCAUUGCCCUCUGCGAUACCGAUUCCCCUACCGAAUUCGUCGAUGUCGCUAUCCCCACCAACAACAAGGGCCGUCACGCCAUCGGCUUGAUCUGGUGGAUGUUGGCUCGUGAGGUGCUCCGUCUUCGUGGCACAUUAGCCAACCGUGAAGUCGAGUGGGAUGUGGUUGUCGAUCUGUACUUCUACCGUGAUCCUGAAGCUGAGGAACAGAAGGAGGAGGAGAAAGUGCCAGGUGCGGAGGAGGCUGGUCCCGGUGCUGUCGAUCGUGGAUUUACAGACGCUGCAGAUUGGACUGGAGAGCCUGGCACUGCGCCUGGAAUCGAGGGUGCGCCUCAGGCUGACGCUAACUGGAACGAACCAGCCACUGGCACUGGUGAUUGGGCACAGGAGGCUGCUGGCGGCGCCAGCGGCUGGUAA